AACUAAUGGAUUUAUCUUUUAAUUUACCAAGAAGAAAAAAAAGAAACUCGAUCACAGUCCGAAUCACUUCGAUACAGAACAUGAACUACACUCACAGUUUAAUAAUAAUCUCACGACUCAGCCACUAGUUCACCAAUUAACAGUGCUUUAAAUCUAAGAACCCUAAUUCAAUACUCCACAAAGGGGGUUUCUUCUUCCCAAGGUUUCAGAUUCUCUCCGUAUCCAAAGUUUUGUUUUGUUUUUUGUUUGAAAGCGAGGAUGAAAGAAUCGAAAUCAGCCAAGCUGAAUCAGCUACAACAACAAGAGAAUCACCAGAAUGCUCACUUGUCUCCAUCGAAAUUAGCGAAAUUGUUCGAUCCCGAUGCUUCUUGGGACAAGGAUCAAUUAGGAGAUGUGUUACAUUGGAUUCGACAAGUGGUGGGAUUGAUCUCUGGAUUGUUAUGGGGCUCUAUUCCACUUGUUGGAGGCAUUUGGAUCAUUCUGUUUUUGGCGAUAUCCUCUGGGAUAGUUUAUGGUUACUACGCAAUGAUUCUCAAGGUUGAUGAAGAAGAUUUCGGAGGCCACGCAGCUUUACUCCAAGAGGGUCUCUUUGCGUCACUUACUCUCUUUUUGCUCGCAUGGAUUCUUGUCUAUAGCUUGGCACACUUCUGAAAAAAAAGCUGAGCAACAUUCUUUUCACUCAGCAGCAAAGGCAUUGGAACUUUGGAACGAAUCUUUUUGUUCUUUUGUUUGUUUUUGUAAACUGUCUGAAGAUAAGGCUACAAGAGACAAAACGUUAUAGUAACAAUUUUUAUGAAUCUUUUGAAUGUUACAAAAGCUUUCUAUAGUAUCAUUUUUAC
Arabidopsis thaliana (thale cress) is the source of this 839-nucleotide messenger RNA. RefSeq names its product Rab5-interacting family protein. Bases 259 to 651 code for a protein of 130 amino acids. Gene Ontology annotation, biological process: mitochondrial respirasome assembly. Lineage: Eukaryota; Viridiplantae; Streptophyta; Magnoliopsida; Brassicales; Brassicaceae. The transcript has 4 exons. The record is from RefSeq and is marked reviewed. Gene Ontology annotation, cellular component: endoplasmic reticulum membrane; mitochondrion; cytoplasm.